CUUUCAACCUAUCCGCUAGUACCGUAUGCAAAACUAUGAGGACAUAUUUGUAUCGUUGUACCUAAUACUAACCGAUCUGCCUUAGUUUAUAUAAUGCUCACCAAUCUUCUCUUAGCUGUUCUCGUUGCCGGAAACGUUGUUGCCUCUCCUAUCUGGUUCCACCAAGAAAAAAAGUGUUUCACUUACAAACAAUGUACUCCAGAUUUAUCCACCGCUUAUUACACCUCUACGUCGAAGGAGUGGUACAACAACAACAGAGAUUGUAGAACCCACUACACCACAAGACCAACCUGUUCCCCUAUUUCAAGAUGUACCACCAAGACCACUGCCACUUCUUGUACCACGAUGGAGCCAAACUGCUGUUUCUGCAUGAAGCCUUGUACUUAUACUACCACCAAGGUUGUAUACCACAACUACUGGCAUUGGGGGAAGUGUGACACUUACAUGCUCACCGGUACCAGCUACACUGUGGGUAAGUGUUGUACCACCGACGUCCCACCACCUACCGGGACCUGUACUACCGUUACCAGUUUGGUCACUUACAGCACCAGCUCUAAGGAACGGUGCUUUUCGCUUGAGCGGUAUUGUUGCCUCUUUGCCUCUGCCUUUCCAAAGGUGCUCUGUUCCGCAAUCUACGUCUGGUCUUACUUUGCCUUGCUCGGUAUAAGCGAGGCGGCGCUGGCGGUGCCGAAAUGGCUGCUCCGGAUUGCCUCCACGCUACUUUUAGCGCUCGGGCUCGGUACAUACUACCUUGUCGUGAUCCACGGCCCGGGAUCGCCGCUUGAUUUUCCCGAAAUGCGCAUGGCCUCCGUUGACGGCGACAUACCGGGCCCGCCUGCUGGACUUGUGGCGAAUUCUCACACCGUGAAGCUCUCUGGGGGCUUCCGCUACUGCACAAAGUGUUCGGUUUGGAAACCAGACCGCACACACCACUGCUCAGCCUGUCGUCGCUGCAUCUUGCGGAUGGACCACCACUGUCCAUGGUUCGCCGUGUGUAUUGGCCACAACAACUACCGCUACUUUGUGCAGUUUUUGGGCUACACCGUAGUUUACGCGUUUGUCGCGUUCAGUGCUUCGGCUAAGUUCGUCUAUGACUUUAUUUUCACCGAAACGGCAGACGGCGGCCGUGGUUACGAGUCGGAGUUUAUCAACUUGAACUGGGUGUUUUUAUUCGUUGUCUCCAUGGCCAUGGCCGUGGCACUUAGUGUCUUUACGGGCCUCACGAUCUAUCAGGUAUUGUGCAAUACCACCACUAUCGAGUCGUAUGAAUUUAACAAUGUCCGCGCGCGUGACAGAUCUAUCAAUCCCGGGAAGUUGAACAUAUUUGACCUCGGCUGGAGGGCUAACUGGCGCACCACCAUGGGCGAGGGCUGGAUGCAGUGGAUGUUUCCGCUUCUGAACCCGGAAACUUUCGUUUUGGAUGACGAUUACGACCUUGGCUACUUGCACAGCGGGCUUGUGUUUCGUGUCAACCGCCUGACAAUGGUGGAGUUGGAGCGCAACGUCGCGUUGCAGCGCGAGUUGGACAUCCGGUUGCGUGCCUGGGGCGACCAACGCAAGGCCCAGGAGGCCCAGGCUCUCGAAAGCGAGUACGGUAGGGCGUGA
Messenger RNA from Babjeviella inositovora NRRL Y-12698, 1605 nucleotides. Its product is annotated as palmitoyltransferase. The coding region runs from base 94 to 1605 and encodes 503 amino acids. NCBI's taxonomy places the organism in Eukaryota, Fungi, Ascomycota, Pichiomycetes, Serinales. The transcript has 2 exons. Gene Ontology annotation, molecular function: palmitoyltransferase activity. The record is from RefSeq and is a predicted model, not a curated record.